AUGUUGGGGGAAAUAGUGUUUUUUCUGCGGAGUUUCCAUGGGAUACUUGCUUCUUCUGGCACUGUAGGAGCAGUGGUGGCUUGGUUGAUAAGUUAUAAACCGGCCUUGUUUGGGUUCCUCUUUCUUCUGCUGUUGCUUAGCAACUGGAUGGUCAAACAUGAAUUCAAGCCCACCUCUUCAGAGUGCCCGAAGGAGGAGGCAGAGAAAUCAAAGACUUCCAAAGCCAAACCUGAUGAUCAACAAGGCCUGAGCAAGAAGGAAACUGAGAAAAUGAAUGCCUGCUUUGCCCUCCAGGACAAGGUCCUUGAACGGCUGUUGUUCAAUGAGAUGAAACUGAGGGUCUUGGAAAAUCAGAUGUUCUGCAUAUGGAAUAAGAUGAACCGUUGCCGCUGGGACAGCAGACACCGGAACUUUUCCAGGAGGUGGUGCAGGCCAAGGAGGAAUGAUUCAAUAUUCUCUACCAUCUCCACUUGUACCCCCAGCUCCCCUACAUAA
Messenger RNA from Jaculus jaculus (lesser Egyptian jerboa), 495 nucleotides. It is a transcript of the gene Tex46, whose product is annotated as testis expressed 46. The record is from RefSeq and is a predicted model, not a curated record. The transcript has 2 exons. Bases 1 to 495 code for a protein of 164 amino acids. NCBI's taxonomy places the organism in Eukaryota, Metazoa, Chordata, Mammalia, Rodentia, Dipodidae.